Clupea harengus (Atlantic herring) is the source of this 6840-nucleotide messenger RNA. RefSeq names its product microtubule associated monooxygenase, calponin and LIM domain containing 2a (gene mical2a). NCBI's taxonomy places the organism in Eukaryota, Metazoa, Chordata, Actinopteri, Clupeiformes, Clupeidae. Gene Ontology annotation, molecular function: protein binding; FAD binding. The record is from RefSeq and is a predicted model, not a curated record.
CAAUUUUCGACAAUGAAGUCUUUACAACUGCCUAUCUCGCAAUCGAAUAUGCGCUGCAGUGUUCAUAUGACCGUUUAAAAAAAUCAGUGCAGUGAUAUGCAGAGCAGCUGCGGAUAUUUUUAUGCCCCAGUGCACACUUUCGUAUCACCGCAUCCACGUGCCACCUUAGAUCUCAGACACUCUUUCCAGUGAAGUAACUUUGUCCGCCAGCCGCGCGCCAGUGAAAUUCACAAGAUUGGUUUUGAGGAAUUGGAGUAAUGGCGAGAUUUUUAAGUCGUUAAUAAUAUUUAUUUUGAUUUAAAAUAACAAUUACGAAAACAAUACACAGGACAUUUGCUUCGCUGUCAAAGCCCUCUCCGUCGGAGCACUUCUCAUUGGAAGUUGCGUUCGUGAGCACCGCCUUCAAAAACAAGCCAGUCGCUCAAUGCGAGCUCCCAACGAAACAUGCCUUCACACGAAAGUGACAGACGGAUUUGACCGUAGGCUACUGGUACACAGUGAUCACCUGAAGUCGCGGUAGAAUUCGCUGGCUCCUUUACUUUUGUUUACUAUAGGUAUUCACCAACGAACUAGGUGUGAAGGCGCCGCGUAUAUCAGCCUAUACUACCCUGCUUGGUAAAUUGUGAGACGACAGCGGAAUAUGAAGUUGGGCAUGACCAUAGACUCCGGGGUGUGGGUGUAACCACUAAACCAGCCAGGGCAAAAAGGGACAGACUUCGGGAGUAGCGGGCAGACGAGUAGAGAGAAGAGCCACAGAACCAACCCAGGUCUCUAAGCUCUCACUGGGGGAGGGCGAGGUGAAGAUGGCCGACACCGAGGACGAGCAGGGCAGGACGGGGAAGCUCUUUGAGAACUUUGUCCAGGCCUCCACCUGCAAGGGCACACUGCAGGCCUUCAACAUCAUGUGCAGGCAGCUGGAGCUGGACCCCCUGGACCAUGAGACCUUCUACAGCAGCCUUAAGACCAGGAUGACCUCCUGGAAGGCCAAGGCCCUGUGGACUAAGCUGGACAAGAGAGCCAACCACAAGGAGUACAAGAAGGGGACAGCUUGUGCAGGCACAAAAUGCCUGAUCAUCGGUGGAGGCCCGUGUGGCCUGCGGACUGCCAUCGAGCUGGCUUUCCUCGGGGCCAAGGUGGUGGUGAUCGAGAAGAGGGACGCGUUCUCCCGCAACAAUGUGCUGCACCUCUGGCCCUACACCAUCCAUGACCUUAGGGGCCUGGGAGCUAAGAAGUUCUGUGGCAAGUUCUGCGCUGGAGCCAUAGACCACAUCAGUAUUCGGCAGCUUCAGCUCAUGCUUUUGAAAGUCGCCCUCCUCGUGGCUGUUGAGUUCCACGUCAACACGGAGUUCGUCAAGCUGCUGGAGCCUCCAGAAGACCAAGAGAAUGAAGGACCUGGUUGGAGGGCAGAACUCCGUCCUGCUGAUCACCCAGUGGCUGACUUCGACUUUGACGUGGUGGUGGGGGCGGACGGGCGACGGAACACUCUGGAAGGGUUCAGGAGGAAGGAGUUUCGUGGAAAACUAGCCAUCGCCAUCACAGCCAAUUUCAUCAACAGGAACACCACAGCAGAGGCCAAAGUGGAGGAGAUCAGCGGCGUGGCCUUCAUCUUCAACCAAAAAUUCUUUCUGGACCUCAAAGACGAGACAGGGAUCGAUCUGGAGAACAUAGUGUACUACAGGGACAAUACUCACUACUUUGUCAUGACAGCUAAGAAACAUAGUUUACUGGACAAGGGAGUCAUCAUUAACGACUACAUUGACACUGAGAUGCUGCUGAGCAGUGGGAACGUGAACCAGGAGGCUCUGCUAGGCUAUGCCCGGGAGGCAGCGGACUACGCCACCCACUACCAGCUGCCCACCCUGGACUUCGCCAUGAACCACCUGGGCCAGCCGGACGUGGCCAUGUUCGACUUUACCUGCAUGUAUGCCUCCGAGAACGCUGCUCUUGUCAGGGAGCGGUUCGGCCACCAGCUGCUGGUCGCAUUGGUGGGAGACAGUUUACUAGAGCCGUUCUGGCCCAUGGGCACAGGGUGUGCUCGAGGUUUCCUGGCAGCCUUUGACACAGCCUGGAUGGUGAAGAGCUGGGCACAGGGCAGAGCUCCAAUAGAGGUGCUGGCAGAGAGGGAAAGUCUAUAUAGAAUACUACCUCAGACCACAACUGAGAACAUCACCAAAAACUUUGAUCAGUAUACAGUUGACCCAGGGACACGUUACCCCAAUCUCAACUCUAACUGCGUCAGACCUCACCAGGUGCGACAUCUCUACAUCAAUGGAGAGCUGAAGAACUGUUCUUUAGAGCGCGCUGCAACUGUACGUCGCCCCGUCAACCUGUCUAGACGAGAGUCCGAGGUGAGGCCAGGCCGGCUACAGACGUGGUGCCAGAAGCAGACGGACGGCUACCAGGGCGUGAGCGUGUGCGACCUCACUUCCUCCUGGGCCAGCGGCCUGGCCCUGUGCGCCCUCAUCCACCGCUUCAGACCCAACCUCCUAGAAUAUGAUUCGCUGAACGAGGAAGACUAUGCUCAGAACCUCCAGCUGGCCUUUGACGUCGCUGAACGCGAGUUCGGCAUCAAGCCAUUCACCACCGGCAAGGAGAUGGCAGCUGGUCAGGAGCCGGACAAAGUCACCAUGAUUACCUACCUGUCCAAGUUUUACGAGCUCUUCAGGGGAACGCCUCUUCCACCCUCAGAUUCAAGGAGAGAGGGGGAUGCUAACAACGAUGACUGCCCUUCCAAACCAACCAGGCCUGUUUACAAAUCAUUCAGCUUUACGCAGCCAAGAAAGCGGAUACCAAAGGAUGAUAAGAAGUUGGAGGAAAAUGACCCGACCUACAAACGAAGACGGAAGAUAUGCAGCUAUUUAGAAGAGGCCACAAAUUUCUCAAGUCAAAGUUCGUCCGGGAGGGACGGGCAGGAGCUGAAGGAGAACAAGGUGAAGUCCAUGGCUACCCAGCUUCUGGCCAAGUUUGAGGAGAGUGCCCCUAGCUGCUCCCUGCGAAGACAGUCUGGGUUGGGCACGGUGAGGCCACCCCGGCCUCCCUCCCUCGACAUGACUGAGAGCCCCCUGUUUACCAGACCCAAGGAGCGACGCCCUCCUCCUCCUCCACCUCCUCCUCCUCCGACCAGGAGACAGUUUCAGUCUGCAGCUGCAGUCAGACACAAAGAGGAACAACCCCCUCUGCCCUUACCCCAGGCCAGCCCCCUCUUCACUCGCAGGCGCCCCAAGCAGGUCGUUCACUCGUAUGAGCAGUCGCGGCCCAACUGCGCAGACACUGCUGCUUCGGCCGCAGGCGCUGCGGACUCUGCAGACGGGGCAGACUGCCCCGGCCACCCUCACUCCCCUCGCUCCGCAAUAUUAGUCAUGAGAGGGAUGCUUCAGCGCUUGCAGAGGGUGGAAGAUGAGAUCACCCAGAGAAAAACCCAGACGCAGAAUGCUAGAGAGUUUCACAAAAAGAGCAUAAAGGAGAAAGCCGUCCACUUGAGCUCUCUGUUUACCGGGUCCGAGACCUCUGCGGCUCAGCCUGACUACUCUGCAGUGUUGCCUCUUAACACCAGCCACCUAACUCCCCAAAUAACUCCAGCAAUAACUCCACCGCCCCUCCUGCCAGAAUGCCCCACUUCGUCCUGCCCCCCUCCUCCCACUUUCAUAUCCUCCGCAUUCUGUCUGCUGCAGCAGCAGAAGCCACAAGAUUUAGAUAUGCAGCUUUGUAGAAACACAGCUGAAAGACAAGCACUGAAUGACAUGCGGAUGUGUAGCGGCAACACGUCCCAUUUUACGCUCAACAAGCAAAUAGAAACGCCUCAGUCAAAGCAGGACCCUGCUGGGCCCAAACAGCGCACGGUGGGGAAGGUGUCUCUGGUUGUGAGAGCCAGGGCUGAGACGAUAGCCUCUCUCUAUGAGCACGAUCACAAGCCCAAGGCCAACAGCCCGCCAACCUCUCCGGGCUCCUUCCGUAGGGAAUUAGGUGGCAGUGAGUCAUGUCACUCCUGUAACAGACGGGUCUAUGUUGUGGAGCGGCUCAGUGCGGAGGGCCUGUUCUUCCACAGAGAGUGCUUCCGCUGUGACACGUGCUGUACUCCGUUACGCCAGGGCGGACAUGCGUUUGACUCUGAAACAGGCAAGCUGUACUGCAAACUGCAUUUUGCAAAACGCACAUCUGGUGCAAAGCGAGAGAAGGCUUUCGGUCUGCAUAUGGAAAACGACAGCACAGGACUCCAGGACGACUCCGGGACGCAGAACUCCAGCGGAGGCAGCUCCUUCUGCCCACGGCCGUCUCCAGGUACCCUGGGCUCGCUGCUCAGGAAGAGCCUGAGCUGGCCCGUGCACGUGACCCGGUCUGUGUGUGCCGUGCCCCGCCGCCUGUCGCGCUGGAUGCGUAGCGCCGCUCAGGCCACGCGCCUCCACCUCACGGCCCACGCCGAGGACUAUGGCUUCCUGUUCGAGCUGCUGAGCCUGGGCCUGCCCCUGCUGGGCUUCCAGCUGGAGGUGCUGCUCCACAUGUACUCCGAGCUCGAGCUCGGGCCAGGGACCAUCUCCCCGCAGCCCCUGCUGCAGUGGGCUGAGCAGCACCUAGGCCUCAGGCUCAUUUAGAAUAAAAGAAUGGAACUCCUAUGUUCCUCUGGGGCUCAAUGCCAUUCUAGAGAACUCACUCGUGUUUCCUAAACGCAUGUUUGAAAUGCAUGCGGUGAUGAUGGCUGGCCACUGUGUAAAUACCUAUAAACAAGGUUUUAGUUUUUUUUCCCUAACAGUCUGCUGAAAGCAGGUUGUAGUUUGUUCAUAAAGUAAUUUCAAGAAAAUUAAAGACGAUCAGCAAGUGCCUGAUGUAAAACAUCUUUCACGUCAUGGGGUUGAUGUGUGUGUGUAGCAAUGUUUUAAAAAUCUAAAUGUACUCAUCAGUACACGUCUACAUUCAAAUCUCCUUUAUGAAUCUAUUUGAUGAGUUGCUCAGGACAACUCCUCCAAAUAUGUGUUCAUUGCUUUUCUCAGGUUGCUGUAGCUCCAGUCUUUCUGAACAUUGUGAUUAAUGCACAAUGUCUUAGAGCACUUUAAAAUGGUGGUCUGUCCUUGCCUGUACAUGUGCCUAUUUCUGAGAGGUCUUUUUUUAUUUCUCGUGUGCAGACAAGAAUGACCAGAUUUGUGCAGAUGCUGCAAGUUUACUAAACCUGACAGAACUCAGCAGGAAGGGCAGUGUGUUCCUUUAAGGUCGUGUGCAAUGAAAAAUGCCAAAACAGGGUUUCAUCUUUUAAGCCAUUCACAUAGCCAAAUCUUUAUUUAACAGGUUUACAUGUGUAUGUGUGUCUGUGAGUGUGUUACAAUCUUCCGUUAGAACAUUUCUUAGUAUCUCCCAUCUCAAACAUGCUGUACCAUUGAAUUGUAACACUCUUUUAUUUUACUUUGUUUCCAACUAUCAUUUUGUUGACUUGUACAGCUGUGUUUGGGCAUUUUUUCCUUGAAAUGUAGCUGGAUGAAAGUAGCAUUUCAGGGAAGUCGCUGACUGGCAUGGCUUGGUGCCAUCCGUUGUACCAGUCCAUGUAAAGAUGACCCAGGUUCAGAUCAUGAUGCUUUUUAAUACCCCUCUUUAAUUUCCAGGACAGAAUUGGAAAGUAACGAAAAUGCAUUGAACACUUUUCUGGUAGUAGCAAAAGCAGAAAGGAGUAUAACGGAUUUGACAUGGUUCAUCUUAGUCCUCUGAAUCUGGUUGUCUCUACAACUGUUAAUGGCAUGUCAUUCCACUGCUUCAACUCGGCUACCCUAAAACUACUCGUAUGCAUGAACAGUUGAGUUGCAUGUGUGAAAGAGCACCUUAUAUAUCAUGUACACCAAAGAUAAUGCAGAUGCUGUAGAAAUGUUUUUCACCAAACUGAUUUUCACCAAAGAUCUUGUUAGAUUUCUGGUGUUCUCUACAUGUAUACACUGAACAGUUAAACUCGUACUGAAACUCAUCCCUGGCUGGCCACUAUUAUACCCACCAGUAUGAUGUCUCCAGUAUGUGAAUAGGAGUUAAACAGUGACAGUUUACAUCCGUAGUAUUUUUACAUGGUAAUAAAGCAUUUAUUUGUAACAUUACACAUCUAGGGAGGAUUUUUCACCCACACGUUUCUCCUUGAUUUAACUCCGAUGUAUGUGUAAUGUAUGUGUCCUUUUGUCUUACUAUUGCUCUUUGCUAUCUCUCUUUCCAUUUCAUAAUACCUCUCCUUUAUUUUCUCUUCUUUGAUUCACUUGUAGUCUUUUUCCAAGUUCCCCACGUUGACACCUCCGAGUCUGAAUCAUGUCAGCCCUGAAGCUGAUCCACUCUGCAUAGUCACCUGGCCUUGUGCUGUGGUCAGUGUUUCACCAUAGGGACGCAUGAUCAGCUCUUUAUACUGUUCAGCACCUACUUUUCACUUUACAAUUUCUUACACUGAAACGUGUGUCUUCCAUUGUCUCACAUUUCAAGUGUUAAAAUGUGGCGUGUUGUGGCAUGCCAACAUUCCUUUCUGAUGUGGUGUAGUGCUUUUUCAGUGCAUGUUCAUUCUAAAUUCUGAAAGAAAAAAACUCCUGGCCUUUUUUUAACUGUCUCCUUUUUUCUAUACUUCUGUCUUUUAUGUUUGUCGUCUUCUCUAUUUCAGAAUCCGUUACCCUUUCUGAAACCCAUUCAAGAGCUCCUUUGUCCUUCUUGACAAAUGGGGAUUCUUGUACCUGAGUGGACUGUAGUUUAAGUGGCACCUUUUAUUUGACAUGUUGUAAAACUGUAUAAAGUUAUUUCAAGUGAAACUUGUAUGGAACAUGGAAAUGUGCAUAUUGCAUUAUUUAUGACAUUCAGAGCAAUGCACACAUACAAUAAAUGAACUGAUUUGUUUUA